Molecule: messenger RNA, 2043 nt
Organism: Cuscuta campestris
Lineage: Eukaryota; Viridiplantae; Streptophyta; Magnoliopsida; Solanales; Convolvulaceae
Source: the annotation of a GenBank genome assembly
CGCAUCGCCGACGAACCAGACAAAGCCGCUUCCCACAAUUGAACUCAGUUGGUACAGAUCUCCCGUGCGUGUAUAUUGUCGCCUCUAACGAAGAGAGUAAGAAACAAGAGUCAAUUCCAAAUCCAGCUCAACCGGAGAUGGUCUAGAAGGGAUCGGAUAUGGUGUAGAGGACUUGAUUCAUAUCCACAGAUCUUCACUCUUCACCAGCCGGUAACUCAUUGAAUCUAGGGUUUUCAUUUCUCUUGCAGAUUCAAACGCAGAUGGAGAGCAGUGUUAUAAAGAGGAGUCAUAGAGGGCCUGUGGAGAAACUUCCUCUUGAGGUUAUUGGGGAUAUACUGUCUCGGGUAGGAGUUGCACGAGAUGUCCUCCGAGCUUCUCUAACUUGUCGUAAGUGGCGAGAAGCUUUUCGCAAGCACCUUCACACACUUUCCUUUGAUGUUUUUGACGAUGAACCUUUCUACAGUGAACUUCCUACUGCUGAAUUGGAAGUGUUGAUCACAAAAACCUUAUUUCAAACAACUAAUGUGCGAAAACUAUCUAUUUUGAUGAUCGAUAAACACAAGUUUUUGGCUGGUUCAGUUGUAGCUUGGUUACUAUUUGUCCGGGAAACUUUGUUGGAGUUGCUUUAUAGGGUUAGAACAUCUCGUGGCAUUACAUCCUUUAAUGUUCUUGAUAUAUGUGGUAGGCAGAAGCUUUGAGACUUUGACUUUAUUUGACUACCCAAUUAAUGAGGUUGAACCGAAUUUCCAAAGGUUUCCUUGCUUGACAUCACUUUCUCUAUGUCGCGUACAAAUUUCUGUAGAGGAACUAAACUCACUUCUUUCGGCUUUUCCCAAACUGGAGCGCUUGGAGCUUAGUAAACCCAUCCUACGGACUGGAGAUGAUAAGGUUCAUUCACAUGAUAUGACGCUCAAGUUGCAUUGUCCUACAUUCAAGUCUCUUAUUCUUAAUGAACUCAAACAAUUGGAAUUUAUUUUGGAUGACGGUUUUAUUGAGUGUGUGGAUGUGUAUCACAGCUUUUUUGGUUUAUUUAAGGUUAGUGGCGGUAAAAGGUUGAGGCACUUUAAGUUUUUCAAGUCAGAGGCUCACUUUCUUGAUUUUGAAGAGGGAGGCGAUCUGGAGGUUUUGGAAUGUAUUGCCUGCCAUGUUCUUCACUCAAAUUUGUUUCCAAUGAAGAUACACGCACCAAAGUUGAAAACACUUCGAGUUUGGGGUUUUAGUGAGCAACCAGAUUUUGGUUUUGAUAUAGAGGAACUUAUUCAUGAUAGGCCAUUUGCAACUGUUGAUUUUGAUCAAAUUGCUGCUCGUGUGCCAGAGCUUACACAUCUGGCAGUAUUUUGUUAUGAUGAUGUAGAUUUUGGUGUCACGCUUGGGGGAUUGUCUUCCUUGGAGAAUGCGGUGCUUUUGGAGCUCGGAUGGAAAUACUUCAACAAUUGGGAGUACUUUGACAGCUUCUGGGAAUGGGCAGAGGAAGUGUUGAAGUAUUGUCCAAAUGUUAGGAAGUUGAUUGUAUAUGGAAUGCUGCCAAAAUGCCAAGACGAGGUGUUUUUGGAGCGCUUUGCUAAGUACACCACAUCAAUGGUUGAAAUGGUGAGGAAGUAUCAACAUAUUGAAGUGCAGAUUUCGUACUUGGAUCCCGAUUUGUAGCAAUCCUCUUGCCAAAAGAUGGUCCGGGUUUCAGAUAUUGGAUGGGAUUGUUUUCAUGGCUUGUGUGAAUGGGCAGAGAAAAAGGUGUUGAAGUGUUGGUCCAAAGGUAAUGAAGUUGACUGUCCAAAAGAGGCUCUUGUCCAAAGGUUCUUUGGCCGUUCAGAGUAGUUGAAGGACUUUGGCAAGAGCACGUGUCAUCAAUGCUCAAAAUGGUAAGGAAGUAUAUAACCAAAAGGAGUAAUAGCCUAGUUGUGUACAUGGUCCAGGAAGUGAAGCACUUAAAAAUUUACACAUACCCAAAUUGAUGGUACGUGAACAAUGUACAAUCUGCCUUUGCACGAGGAUCCAAGCUUGGAAUGACUUCUGCCGCCCAAGGAACAGUUCUAUUCACAUCAA